ACAUCCCUGACAUCGAGAAGUUAGCCGCUGAACUCUCGCGCCCGAAUGCGCGACGUACUUCACUUUGUCACACCCACGCAUUGCGACAGUUACUUCGUCACGCGCGAAUUCGCCGGUGCAAAAAUUUAGAAAACAAUUUGUUUAACACAAUGGAGCCGUUAUUCGACUUGUGCGUGAAGGACAUAGACGUUCUGCUGCCGCACAUGAAGAGACAAUUAAUGUCAGGCAACAUGCAGCUCUGGAACGCGGAGAAGAUUCUCAAGUUCUUAAAGGAGACUAACGAAUGGCAAAGAAGCUUCGUUGUGGAAAAGCUCGUCAAGUUCGACGUGAUAUCUACAAUGUGCAACGUCUUGCAGACGUCGGAUGAAGAUUUCAUCAAAGUUGUUCUCCAGUGCUUCGAGAUCGUGAGCGUUCAUAAAGAGUUUUACGAAAAUCUAGCAGCUACGAUAGCUAUACAAGCAAUGUUGAGACUCAGUUACUGUAUAAGUAAAUCAUACAAAGAUUCAACGCUGUUUGAAAAACUUAUACAAUGCGUCUCCGAUAUACUUGUCAGAUCACAAAAAAUAGAUGUUGUCUUCGACACGAGCUGCAUUCUGCAGCAAAUUGUUCUUUUCGUAAAGAAUCUGAAUAUCGAAGAUAUGCAGAAGAGCAAACUUAAAUUUGCGGCUGUCACGAUGUUAAACGUCGUCCUGCAAAAACAAGCGGCUUUCGAUGAAAAUACCGACGCGGACAUGAUUAUCGACAUCUGUCAUGCUGUAAUCAAGUCAAUGAUAAAAAUGGUCAAAUACGACGAUGACGACGGCAUGAUUUUAUUCGCCGCCGAUUUACUAUGCGGUACCUGCGCCAGCAGUUCUCGAUUCUGUUUCAUGUAUUUGAUGGAAAAGGAUGAAAUCGAGUCUAAGAUUUGCGAGAAGAAGGAUAAUCUCGAAUUACACGUAUAUAAUACUAUUAUGUAUACAAUCAUACCGUAUGUUAAAAACGCAAACUUGUCUCGCCUAGACUUGAACGGCUUUUAUAAAAAUUUCGUCUUCUGUCUGAAUUAUUUAUAUCAGUUGAAAAACACUAAUAAGAACAACUUGUCGAAUCACUUGGCUGCCAAUGGUUAUUUGAAGCGCUUCUUGUAUUUGACUGCGCGAGUCCCAGAGAAUUUACGAAGGAGCACAUGCCUAUUACUAUCACGGAUCUUGAGUAUUCUCAGUAAAACGGCAUUCCCAGACACGAAGUUAGCAAAUGUUUUGCAUCAAGGUCUCCUCGAGUUGCCGAAAGAUCCGACAAAAUGGAAGGACGACGUAGCAAGCGUAAAAAGAGAUGGAUUGGCCCUGACAAUUGUGCUGUACUAUCAUUUUCUUGGCACCCAAGAAAACGACGUGAUACCCUUGGAAUCGUUAAUUACUAGAGUCAUGCUACUCCCUAAGUCCAAGUCAAUUUCUGUUCUGAUUUUAAAACCACUGUGGUUUCUGUUUGCUGUAACGUCUCCAUCUCAUUUGCAUCCUAAUGAAGUAUAUCAAUAUGAAAAUGCGGCCGAUCGACUGGCGGGCAUCCUGCAAUAUUCGGAGAUCGGCGAAUUAUAUACUCAUCAUAUCGAUCUUCUACGUUAUUGUCUUAAAUGUUCGUACAUUUCACAAAACUUACUAGACCGAGUUUUAAAUUUGUGGCUCAUAGAGUCCGACGGUGAUAUCAAGCCGCUAUUGUUCAGUUGCGUCAAAGUGAUUCGACAUGUAUUGAAUAUCAUACUUGCUGGUCAUCCCGAAGUUAUUGUCGACGUUGCUGUGAAGGGAUUACGUCGUCUAAUGCAAAUCAUCAAAGACGAUAAACAGCUCACGGACCAAAUUGCGGAUAUUGUGUGGCGUGUAUUACCUGAUUUUCUCUCAUCGUAUCAGUCAGAUGCCACCAUGCAUUUAGAGACGAUUCUGGAAUUGGCCAAUAUUAUCCGACCCUCUACGAUACCGUUGAGUUUCGUAAUACGAACCGCCGAUAAUAUUACCAAUAUUAUAUUAAAGCAAAAUAAGGAUUCGAAAUUCAAUACUUUAGUUUUAACGCAAGCGUACAUUUCGUUAGAUGCCUCCGUGUCAUGUCAAUCGUUUAAUGUGCUUGAAACCUACAUAAGGAAAUCUCAGUUGUUGAAACUUUUACACGACUAUGGAUUUUCGAAGGAAAGGUCACAAUUAUCUACCGCUAGUAUAAAACUGCUUACGUUUAUUAUCCAUUGCCAAAAGAAAUCAUCAGCAAAGUGCACGAAGCCAUUGACGAUCGAAGUAAAACAUUUGGUCGACCUGCUAAAAUACGCAAGAAAAUCGCCGUUUUGCAUAAUAUAUGAAAUGCAAUUUAUACGCGAAUUGUUAACAUUAAAUAAUGAUGGCUUGGCAAUCGUUUUGAGAUAUGUCAAGACCGAUAAUACGAAUGUACAUCUACUUAAUCUUUAUGAAAUUCUCAACGUCAUUCAUGCAGAGAAACAACCGUUGUUGCAAGAUAUGGUAUACCAAAGUCUAGUGACUCUACUACAAUUUUGUAAUACUAAAGCAACUAUACUAAUGUCUUAUUUUUGCACCGCAAUGAGUGCUUACGAGCUCAUAUUUAACAUAAAUAUGCAAUGUCAAUCUUGUUACGAAUUUGUCGUUUUGUGGCUUAAUUAUCGCAAGACACAUGUUGAGGAUGUACCGUGGAAUUCUGGAGCGCAGUAUAAGACACCAUUUGAUGAAGCUUUAGAUAAGCUUCGAGAAUAUUUAGUAUUUCUUAAAAAUAAACAAAUGACGGACGCUUAUUCGAAUUUACAGAGAGCGGUAAGCACCAUUUUUAAACGUUUUAAAAUAAAUCAUAAAAUAAAUCAUAAACUCAUUCCGUAAGAUUAAUAUCUUAAUUAAUAACUAAAACAUUCGUUGUCUCAUAUAUCUUUUUCACACUUUUAUAUUUUUAUUUCAGCUAUCACAGUUUAAGUAAUAAAUCACCAGUGUCAUAGAUCGUAUCACAUUAUAUCACAAUACAUGUAAUUCUUAUUAAAGAGAAAAUUAUAAAACUGGAUUCAUAUGUGGGAUACCAAGUUUUCUGUUAAACAAAUGAAAGUUAAUUUCUACAAGAAUUCGGUAAUUUUGCGUUCUAUAUUUUCAAACAACAGAGUUGUAUAUAACAUCAGAUAACAAUGUUAAAAUACUCUCCUUACUCAUUUUUACUCCUUACUCAAAAUUAUUCGAGUAACAUGCAUACAUUACGAUGUACAAAUUAAUUUUAUAUCGUUUGAAAAAUAUUUUCUUUCAAUAAAACAGCAGUUUAUUAA
Messenger RNA from Solenopsis invicta (red fire ant), 3271 nucleotides. RefSeq lists its product as uncharacterized. The transcript is spliced from 14 exons. The coding region runs from base 150 to 2843 and encodes 897 amino acids. NCBI's taxonomy places the organism in Eukaryota, Metazoa, Arthropoda, Insecta, Hymenoptera, Formicidae. The record is from RefSeq and is a predicted model, not a curated record.